AUAUGUUAUACUUAAAUAUAUUACAUAAUCACCAAUUUCUAAUUGCCGUUUGCUAAUUAUCGUAUAAUUUCUAGCUGAACUCGAUCGUCAGUCAACAAUUUCUACAUCAGUUCAAAGAUUUUUUUUUUUGUUCACUAACAAUUAUUUCAGCUUAUAACGGUUAAACGACUUACGCGUUGCUCGCGUUAUAAAUUGUUUUUGGAUAACACACUCUACGAAAUUAACCAUGGCGUCUAAAUUAGUGAAGUUCAACAACGGUCAGUUUUACCCGAUCUUAGGGCUGGGGACUUGGCAGGCGAGUGCUGUUCUCGACGAUUCACAACAAUCUAUGAUUGUCAAUGCUAUUAAGAAUGCAGUGGAAAUUGGCUAUCGUCAUUUUGACUGUGCUGCCAUUUAUAAUAAUGAAAAAUCUGUAGGAAUGGCGAUAAAUGAUAAAAUCGCAGAAGGAGUUAUUACAAGAGACGAAGUAUAUAUUACUAGUAAGCUUUGGAAUAACAAACAUAGACCUGAACUGGUAGAAGAAGCGUUGAAGAAUACUUUGAAUGAUUUAAGUUUGAGCUAUGUAGAUUUAUAUCUUAUUCAUUGGCCAUUUGCAACUAGUGAAGAUCCUAAUGCUACUGAUAGUGAAGGACGAUUAUUAGGUUCUGGUAUAUCUUAUUUAGACACAUGGAAAGCUAUGGAACGCUGUGUUCAAUCAGGGCUUACUAAAUCAAUUGGAGUCUCAAAUUUCAAUAUUAGGCAGUUGAAAGAUAUUUUAGAGAUAGCAACUAUUAAACCAGUUGUUAAUCAGGUAGAAUGCCAUCCCUAUUUAACACAAAAUAAACUUAUGGAGUUCUGUGAAAAUAAUAAUAUUUUUCUAACUGCUUAUGGACCAUUGGGCUCACCCAAGAGGUCAUGGGCAGGACCCGAAGAAGAUGCUAUUUUAGAUGAACCUGUUGUAAAACAGGUUGCUGAAAAAUAUAAGAAAACUAAUGCUCAAAUAUUAAUAAAAUUCCAAAUCCAAAGAGGUAUUAUAGUUAUACCAAAAUCAUCUAAUCCAAAAAGGCAAAAAGAAAAUUUUGAUGUUUGGGAUUUUGAAUUAAGCAAAGAAGAUAUUAAUUCCCUUGAAUCAUUAAAUAAAAAUGCUCGUUAUUUUGAAUUCAAUACAGCAAAGCAUUUAAAAGACUACCCAUUCUUUGAUGAAGCUUAAUCAAGUGCAAAGAUCUUAGUAUUAUUACUGUCAAAUAUAUUUAUCAAAUAUGAGAGUAUGACAUAUGCAUAUAA
Molecule: messenger RNA, 1263 nt
Organism: Sipha flava (yellow sugarcane aphid)
Lineage: Eukaryota; Metazoa; Arthropoda; Insecta; Hemiptera; Aphididae
Product: alcohol dehydrogenase [NADP(+)]-like
Exons: 7
Coding region: 227-1189 (320 amino acids)
Cellular component (GO): cytosol
Molecular function (GO): aldose reductase (NADPH) activity
Source: RefSeq, a predicted model, not a curated record